GAAACAAAUGGAGAUUCAGAGCCAGUUCCCUUGAUGGAAGAAAACCAUGUACAAGAACCAUCCCCUAAGAAGAUCAAGUUAGAGCUGGAGUCACAACCUGGUGGGUAUAUAUACAUCUAAAUGCUGGAAAAUAAAGUUUGCACAAUCCUAAGCAAGGCCAGUCAUACUCCAGUAAAAAUUUUGCCCACAGAAAAAAUGGAUUUUAAGAGAUGUAUGAGUUGUUGUGCAUGUGAUAUUUGAGAAAACUUUUUUUUUAUAUACUUUAUUCUUAUUUUAUUGCUUAUAUUGAUAUCUCCUUGUGUAUUUGUAAUAAACACAGGAAUUUUAUUAAAUAAUGAACGAGUGCAACUUAUUGUCUAUGCACUUCUAUGAUCCAUUACAUUUGCAACAUCUGUAGUUGUUUUUUUUUAGUUGAAGUACCUAUUUUAAAAAAUAAAUUGUCAUGUUGUUAUUAAGGUUAAACACAAUUGAUCAUAUGACGUGAUCCUCAAACUUCCUUGACUAAUAAACAUGUCUUUUCUUACCAUCAAGAGAAUAGCUUUAAACUUUUAAGUUUUUUAUAUUGAUAAAGCUAACCUAUUAAUUGACAAAUUGAUGACAUGGAGAAAAGGGUAAUUAUUUGUGAACAGAAAGUCCUUGAUGGUGCGAAACUCUGUGUUUUUUAGUCAGUGCCAUUUCAUUUUGUUUUUUAUUAAUCUUAUAUAUAUAUGUGGGACUCUUUUUACUGGUGAUUAGAAUAGAUUGAAAUUAAAAUAAAAGUUUAAAGCAAAAAUUUCAUACUGAAAUUUGUUAUUGAAAAUGUUCAUCUUUUCUUAUUUGAAUUAGACAUUGAAGAAAUUAAAUAGUUAACUUAUAUAUGGCUUGAGCUAUAUGGUGCAAACGUGUGACAAGAAAUGCCUUGGGAGGUUUUGCAAACUGUAUUUUUCAAAAUUUUUCCAAUUUUCAUGCAUUUCCCCUUCACAUUAAGCAGAACUCCUUCGCCAACUUCAUACCCGUAUGAGUUUCAUGCAAUCAUUAAGACCGCUUCUGAUAUUUGUCUUUUUUUCUGUUUCUCUUUGUUUUUGAGUUUUGUUCUUUAUAGGCUUCGGUUAAGCAUCAUCAUGGCCGCAGAACUGAAUGGUUUUUAUACUCAGAAUCAACUCGUGGAAUACAAGAAUCUCAUGUAGUAUAAAUGUCUAUUGAUAGGAAUAUUGUAAGGCUUUAGAUUUACUUGUGAUUAAAAAAUCCUAUCCAUUUCAAAAACACUAUAGUAAAUUUAAAAACCUACAAGUUAAAAUGGUACAUAAAUAUUGCUACAUGUAGGAACCAAUAUAUGGUUGAAAAAGAUAAAAUAACAUAACCACAUUUGUGAAUUCAUUUACUUUACACAUUUAUGUGUGCUAUGCAUCCAAUUUAGAUAAGGGGAUGGGGCAUACAUGUGGUUCAUAUGUAUUAUGACCUAUCCGUUUUUCCAGGGACCCUUUGUAAUUCAUCUUUUAUAUCUUAAAAGUUUGAUCAAAUGUCUUGUCCUUAAAUGAAUAAGCUGAGGGUAUUUUUAUAAUGCUGUUUAUCUAAUUACACAUGACUUUUACAAAUGAUCUGAAUAUUGCAAACUACAUGUAAAUGAAACUGUCUUUUAUUUUCAAUAUUGGCCACUACAGUGGAACCUUUGAAAUUCUGAUGGAUAUUUACACUCUUGUGGUCUUGUUUUCAAUGCAAAGCAUAGUAUUUGUUGCUGUAUAAUUGGUUGGGGUGAUAACAAGAUCCUUUUUUUUUACAUGGGGGAUGUUACAUUUUCAUUCCAGUGACUACAUAUGUGGCUAAAUCCUCGAGUAAUAUCAUGUCAAACUCUACCUUCUAUCUUAAGAAAUUAAGUUAUGCUAUCUCAAAGGAAAGACUGGCCUAUUAUAGAUGUUCAGAUGUUGAAUACAUUGCAUGUUUUUAAUGCUGUCCUAGCACCCAUUUCAGAGAGAGUUGCGUUCAUACGCUAGUUCCAAAUGCGCUUUUCUUGUGGGUUGAAUAUCUUCUUUGCAUUUGAUUGGACUCCUUUCUGCAAUAGGCCCCAAAAUAAUUAAUAUUUAGAUACAAAGUGUUUUCACCCCAGCAAUCUCAUAUCCAACAGAAUUAUGGCACCCUAUUUGGCUUACCAUAUUUAAAUCAUUUGUAAAGUCAUUUGUAACUUUACAAGCAGCUUUACGAAAGAAUACCCAAUGUAUUACCAUCCCAUACCUUGUACACGUACAUUCAAAACAUUUUGGCAAAAUCUUUGCUAGACAUUUCAAAGGAAUGGAUUAAGACCAGUGUAAAUAGUCUGCUCUUUCUUUCUCUCUUUUUUUCUCUUUCCUUGUUCGUUAUUCUUCCAGGUUGACGCUUUCUCCAUGCACUUGACGCAGGCGGCUUGCCGAUGAGGCACUCUAAUGUGUGCAUUAAAGAAAAUCAAAAGUAACACGACUAAUUUGAUAGAGUAGGGAAAAGGAAAUUAUCAUGAAUUUGUUUGUUCUGAUUUCUGCAUGCUAUAGCCCUUUUAUACAAUUAUAUAGAAAAUACUGACAAGUAUCAGAAGGUUGUAAUGGAUAAUUUCAGUUAUAUGGAUAAGUCUUUCACAAUUUUUAGUAUGGGAGAAUAUGAGAUCAGACAACCCAUUUGGGAAAGUGACUACUAAUUGUUGUUUUGCCUUAAUAUUUUUCAGACAAAGCCCUGAAAUUCAUUAAAAUACAGGGGUAUUUUUUUCAGCUAUGCCCUUUUUUUCGUUUUUCAGUUGUUUUGUUUAGUGCUAAAACCAUAUAUUGAAAAAAAAACAAUUACUACAAUUUUUGAAUUGGCAACAGGUGGAUUCAUCAAAAUCAAUGUUUUUUGUGCAAAUUUUCAAAAUUCCUUUCUUCACACUUCUCAAGAAAAUAUCAAUCUGUUUCUGAUACAUCAAUUCCAAAAGGAAGAAAAUGUAGUAAUGAAAAAAAAUGCUUGUGUUGCCAAUUUGAAGAAUAAAAUGUGAGCAAUUCAUAGUCCCAAAUGGGUGAAGUGCAUUGAGUGUCUCCAUGUGUUAGAAAAAAAGCAUCAUUGUUGAUUUAAAAGCCAGAGUGGUACAUAUUUUUUUCAAGUAUAGACAAAUGUUAUUUUUAUUAUGACAAUAUCAGAUAUCUCUUUUUUUUUAAAGAAGCUUAUGUGUGUUGGUGUGAAGGGUGAAAUUGAGAAGGAAGUUAUUUUGGCCUGCUCCAAGGCCCCAUGUACCGUAACCUGUUUGUUUCUUCUCUUGUUUUUUGGUCGUCUUUUAUUUGCAUAUAAAAGCGAAAGCAGCGGGGAGUGAUGCAUUGUCUUUCUGAGCAGCUGACAGAAGUGGGCGACUGAGACAACAUCAUCACAUUUUUUCUCUUUAUUUCUCCCCAUCCCAUAUUUCCCUUCACUUUGAUCUGUAGUGUAAAUUAAAAUUACUCUGACAGCCAUAUUGGUACAUUUUUAAUCCCUUGAAGUAAAAUUUGCUCCCCUUACUAUACCCUCAUCCGAUUUUAUGCGAUUUCCAGUUCACUCAAUGUUGAAUAAUUUUGCUAUUACCAUAUGGCCAAUCUUGAAAAUGUGUAUGUGUCAUCUUAACAUGUUGAAAUUGUAGGUCUAUUUAUGAAUUUUCUAUGGUCAUGUUUAUAGGAUGACAAGAAUUUAUGUACAGAAUUUCAUUAAAACUUGAAUGUGGAAUCCUUCCAAUGAUAUCACAAUAACCCAGAUUACUUGGUAAAUUAGAAUUUCCCAAAUGUUAUGAAUAUAUUUUUAAGGACCCUUCUAAUUGACAUUAGAGCCCUGCUAUUAAACCAUGGAGCCAUAAUAACCAAGAAUUGCCCUCCUUUCCUGCAAAUGAUAUUUGUCUUUUGGUGAUGUUGGAUAUGACUCAAGGUUUUUCUUCCCUGUCUUUGUAUUUUUUUUCUUCUUUGCAUUAUUUAUUUAUUUUAUGCCAUGUAGCUUCAGCUAGCAGCAUGUGUGAAAGGGGGUGAAGAGGUCGUAUAUAAACGUAUGACCUCUGACCUUAGUCGACCCACAAGCAAUCCACCAUGGCCAGUGAGGUCGCUGACCUUUCCGCUCUUCAGACAGUCGGAUCGAUCCCAUGUAAAAAAAUUAAUUGGCCCGAUGCUGCACCACAACCCGUCAUUCGGCUAUCGGUCCAACCACCCCUUAACGCUACUCUAGUGGCGAACAGCAGUCCUCACCCCCGUCGGCACCGCAGAGCUUCGAGUUCCAGUUUGCCGAGCAGACGGGGCCGGUGCUCGCCGGCCCUGGCGCUAAGAAAGAGAGCCUGCUGUCGAUGCCUGGGAUGCCGUCCAUGAUGGGGCUACCGAAGCUGAGCUCGGAGCAGCAGGAGGCAGUGAUGAGAGCUAAGAAGUACGCCAUGGAGCAGAGCAUCAAGAGUGUGCUGGUCAAACAGACAUUAGCACACCAGCAACAGCAAAUGUCCAACCUUCAGAUGCAAGCCCAGAGGCAGCGUGCCAUCGCCCUGAUGUGCAGGGUGUAUGUCGGCUCUAUCAGCUUUGAACUGAAGGAAGACACCAUCCGUCAAGCCUUCCAUCCCUUCGGUCCCAUCAAGAGCAUCAACAUGUCCUGGGACCCCAUCACCAUGAAGCACAAGGGAUUUGCAUUUGUGGAGUAUGACCUUCCUGAAGCAGCCCAGCUGGCCCUGGAGCAGAUGAACGGUGUCAUGAUAGGUGGAAGGAAUAUCAAGGUUGGUCGACCAAGCAAUAUGCCCCAGGCACAGCCAGUAGUAGACCAAAUUAUGGAAGAAGCCAAGAAUCAGCCGAGGAUAUUUGUCACAUCAAUCCAUUCAGAUCUCUCAGCUGAUGAUAUCAAAAGUGUAUUUGAAGCCUUUGGUAAAAUUGUAACCUGUAAUCUACCAUCAGACUCUAUUGGAGGAAAACACAAGGGUCAUGGGUUUAUUGAAUACGAGAACAUGCAGUCAGCUUCGGAUGCCAUUUCAUCGAUGAACCUCUUUGAUCUCGGAGGCCAGUUUCUUAGAGUUGGAAGAGCGAUUACCCCUACAACAAUGACUGCGAUUCCCGCUGUUCUUACUGGCACUGGUCUUCCUCCCGCUGCUGCUGUUGCUGCCGCCGCUGCUACAGCUAAGAUACAGGCCCUCGAUGCCGUGACAGCACCAGCUGCAGCUGCAGCUCUCAGCAUGGUGAGUGGAGCCCCGACUAGCCUCAUCAACCCUACCGCCUUGACAGCUGCUCCCGGACUUCUGGCAACGCCUCAGGUCGGCAUCCUGGGUAUGCCCCAUGCCGUCAUGGCAAGUUCAGCAGCUGGAGUUAUCACAGGAGUGACACCCGUCAGACCCCAGAUUGCUACGAUCCCUAUCUCCACAGCAGCUCCUGGUGUCCUGACGACGGCCCCCGGGAUGACCGCUGGCUUGAUGGCCCCCACCAUGGCAGUCGCAGCAACGGCCGGUAUCACAACGGAACUACCCAAGGAGGAAGUGGUGGAGACGAAAGAUGCAGAGCUUCCGCAGACCAUCAGCGAGCAGGAGAACAUGACGAUAUCAGGCAGCAACGCAAGGCACAUGGUCAUGCAGAAAUUACUCAGAAAAUCAGACUCAUGUGUUAUGGUGUUGCGCAACAUGGUGGGCGUAGAGGACCUUGACGAUGACCUGGAAGGUGAGGUGACGGAAGAAUGCGGCAAGUUUGGAACGGUCAACAGAGUGGUCAUCUACCAAGAGAGACAGGGAGAGGAGGAAGAUGCGGAGGUCAUCGUCAAAAUCUUUGUGGAAUUUGGAGAUCCAGCAGAAGCCGAGCAAGCAGCUGAUGCUCUCAACAGUAGAUGGUUUGGUGGCAGGAUGGUCCGGGCAGAGAUCUACGACCAAGACAAAUUUGAUUCAAGUGACUUAUCGGGUUGAUCCCCUUCUUCCAACCUGUUCAUUCUUCUAUUUCUCCAAUGUACAUGGUGAUUUCAAUUUCAGUGUUGACAGCUGGUAUAGGUGUUGGGUCGAUUUUUACGCAAGCCACAUCAUUUUAAUUAAAGGUAAUGCAAGAUCUGACCUUUUGAGCCAUUGAUGGUGUCAGUUUUGUUGAUGAUUGGUGUAAAUCUGCAUUUGGUGUUGGGGGUAUCUUAGGUGUCCAAAUGUAUACUCUCGACUUAAACACCAGCCAGCACUAAUGUCAACACCAAAUUUGAUAUCACCCAUUGUGUUCUUUCCAUCUUUUGCUGAUUCAUCAGUCUUGCCCACCUUGACAACUGUUUUAUGUAAGAUUCCUGAACGUCCUUUUCUUUAAUCCAUGAGCACCUAAAUCUGUGGUCAGAAGUUUUCUGGUUCUUUAAAUUCGAAGAAAGUCAGUUAAGGACCAGAGGCUUUUGCAAACAGACUUUAGGCUGUUAGGUCCAGGGGUAUGUCGGAUGAAUGCGUUGGAAAUUUAUGCAUGACUUUACAAAUGAAUUGAAAUAUGACAAGCCAAAUGGGUGUGGUCAAUCAUUUCAUAAUCACUUCAGCUUAAAUUGAAGUAUGCAGAUGCAGAGUAACUAUCUUAUCAUAAACACUGAUAUUUCAUGCAAAGAUUUUUUUUUUCCCUCAGUUCAAGUUAGAUAUCUGGAAAUGCAGUCCCACUUAGAAAUUAGGAGGAAAUUCUUUGGCCAUACCAUUCAGCAAUCCAUAUUUAAUUCAUUCAUAAAGCCAUUUAUAACAUUAAGAAAUGGUUAUUUAAACACUUCCCAGAAGCCUAUUAUGCCACAGUCAAACCAACAAAACUGAUCAAAUACCAUCCAAAGUAACGUAUUUGCUUUGAUUGAUCUAGAGUUGGUUUCAUUGGUCUGACUGUAGCAUAUGAUUAGUAGCAUAUAUUUUGUGAAACUUUUACUAUCGAUGCUCUAUUUCUUAAACCCCGGAUCACACUUUGUUGAAAAACUGUUCAUAUUGAUUUGAAUUCUUAGUAUAAGAAAUUAUAUGUUUGGGUAAUUCAAUUAUGAAACAAAUUUAAGUUAUCCAAUGCAAACAAACUCUCACAUCCUCAAAUUGGCAACCAAUUCAUUCAGAUGCAAAAAAAGAAUCUUCCACUAAAUUUGGCAGGUUGUAAUGCACUAUGUAAUAUAUUUAUUAUACCAGUUUUAUUUUAGAUAUAUUGACUGCUGAUUGAAUAUGAAUGGAAAGUAAAUAUUGGUGUUGCCAAUUUGAGGAGAGAACUCCGAGGCAUUGUGAUGAUUGAAAUAUAAUUUCUAUGACUGAUCUUCUCUCAAGUGUAUUCCAGUAGGAUAGUCCAGAUUACGUCUGUAUAGAUCCACCCUUUCAUAUGUACAAUGAAAUAUCAUGCAAUGAAGUUUGUUUAUUCUAUGUUAUUUUGUACUUGUCACACUUUUAUAUCAAUGUAAUGAAUGCACAAUCAAUAUUAUGACAUGUUCUAUUUCAGUGAAUAUGUAUCAAAAAAAUAUAUAUUCAUGAGUUUUUAUCCGGGUAGUCUGUUGUAUCAAUGAAUUCUAUGAUUGAAUCCGGCUAUUCUGUUUCUUGCUGGUGAUUCUUUGUUUACCUGGUUGCUAUUGUGUGAAUGCUUGUAAGAAAGCAACCAGAGGACUGAAGGCUUAAUGUCCUCUCUGAGGAACCUGGUAAUGAGGGUAAAUUCCUUACCAAAGGGCACUAGUGCACCAAGUGGGAUAUCAAAUCUUCUUAGGCAUAUAUUGUAUGUCCUGGGACUAAUUCACUGAAAGUGCUAAAAUCAGUUUUUAGACAUUUAAUCUAUUAUCUGAUAUGUCAUUGGUCUACAUACUGCAGCAUUUCAAAAUGGUUUUACCUGUUAGGGAAUGAUACAUGUAGAGAGUGACUUUGCUAGAGAUUUAGCAAUUGUUAUUGAUUUCAUGUUUCUUAAACAGGGGCAGAGAUAUAUGUAAUUACUACACUGGUUUUAUUAUCAUUUUACAUUGUAAUAGGUCUGAUUUCAUUUUGUGGCAUGAUGAUCGACAUACCUGGUCAAAAUUUAAAUACAUGAGAUUCUAAUUGGUUGAUUUCAUUUUUUUUACAUUUUUCCGUUCUCAAUGGAAUACAUGCUGCGCAUGUGAUGCACGUGCAUUAUGGGUAAAUUUUAGUUGACUUUGAAGUCACUAUUUUAUUGUCAUGCUGCUUAGAGUCUUUUUUUAGGAAGAGUUGCCAGAUAUAUCAGAACCCAAGAUGUUGUUCUUACCCUUUGUAUUGAAAAUGACCAUGUGCCCAUUGAGAGAUGUAUUGGAUAAAUGUACACCCUAAAUGGUGUUCUAUCUUAAGCUGUUGCUUGCUGCUAGAUGGAGGGUAGUCUGCUGUGCAAACUCUUCACUCAAGGAAAGUGGUCUGAAUUCUCAGCCUACAGUGACUUGUGUACAGAAGGUCCCUCUUGCUCAGAAACGGCAAGUUGUAUCUUAGCAAGCCAGGAUUCGAUGAACGGGAUAAUGUAUUUGUAAAAUACCUGGAGACGUCUUAUUAUUUAGCGCUGUAUGAAAGUGGAAUAUCAUUAUAAUUAUCCCUAAUUUAACAAGUUUAUUAUCAACCUUUGUUAACAGUGUCUCCCACCUCAGAAAUACCCCCCUCUUGCUGUGAUAUUUUAUUGUAAAGCACAAUACAGCAAUGCAAUCUACCUUUUGUAACGGACCCCAUUGAAUCACAAAAAAUAGUCUUUAAGUAUAAAGUACAACCGAAGCUAGGGCCAAAUAAAGUAUACUGUUGAAUGCAAGUGUUAACGUAUAAGUGUUAAUGAUCUAUAUUAUUAUGUAUGUGCUUUCAAAGUGCUGUAAUUAUUUAUGUCAGCCUUAUUAGCUGUAGUUUGCCAGCUACCAAACUCAUUGUAAAUAAAGAAUUGUGUACAUAUUUUA
This is a messenger RNA of Lytechinus variegatus (green sea urchin), 8772 nucleotides long. Its product is annotated as poly(U)-binding-splicing factor PUF60-like. Gene Ontology annotation, biological process: alternative mRNA splicing, via spliceosome; mRNA splice site recognition; regulation of alternative mRNA splicing, via spliceosome. Gene Ontology annotation, molecular function: RNA binding. The transcript has 12 exons. Lineage: Eukaryota; Metazoa; Echinodermata; Echinoidea; Temnopleuroida; Toxopneustidae. The record is from RefSeq and is a predicted model, not a curated record. Gene Ontology annotation, cellular component: precatalytic spliceosome; catalytic step 2 spliceosome. Bases 4268 to 5845 code for a protein of 525 amino acids.